Lachancea dasiensis is the source of this 987-nucleotide messenger RNA. Lineage: Eukaryota; Fungi; Ascomycota; Saccharomycetes; Saccharomycetales; Saccharomycetaceae. The record is from the annotation of a GenBank genome assembly.
AUGACCUCUACCACGCAAACUCAAGCUGCUACCGAGAACCUAGCUCAAUUGCAAUUGAACACGACUCCGAUCAGACAUGCUCUUUCGGACACUGUUAAACAACAAGAUUGGUCAGACUUUAAGUUUGCACCAAUCAGGGAGUCGACCGUGUCGCGGGCCAUGACCUCUCGUUAUUUCCACGACUUGGACAAGUUCGCAGUUAGCGAUGUGGUUAUUGUUGGAGCCGGCUCCAGUGGCUUGGCUGCCGCCUAUGUGAUUGCCAAGAACAGACCAGACCUCAAAGUUGCCAUUGUAGAAGCUAACGUCAGCCCAGGUGGCGGUGCCUGGCUAGGUGGCCAGCUUUUUAGCGCUAUGAUCAUGCGUAAACCAGCCCAUUUGUUUCUGGACGAAUUGGAAAUUCCAUAUGAGGACGAAGGUGACUAUGUUGUUGUCAAGCACGCUGCUUUGUUCACCUCUACCGUGUUAAGCAAGGCACUUCAAUUUCCUAACGUCAAACUAUUCAAUGCUACAGCCGUGGAAGACCUGGUCACCAGACCUGCCGACAAUGGGCAAGGCGUUCAAGUAGCUGGUGUUGUAACCAAUUGGACACUGGUUACCCAGGCACACGACUUGCAGAGCUGCAUGGACCCCAAUGUGAUCGAAUUGAGUGGCUAUCAAGACGACGGCACCCGUGAUCUGAGCAAAAAGCACGGUGUCAUUUUGUCUACCACGGGCCACGAUGGCCCCUUCGGAGCGUUCUCCGCCAAGCGUAUUGUUUCCAUCGAUGGCAGCAAGAAGCUAGGCGGUAUGAAAGGUUUGGACAUGAACAAUGCGGAAGCCGGUGUCGUCAAGCACUCAGGUGCUUAUUCCGGGGUGGAGAGUAUGUACUUCGCCGGUAUGGAGGUUGCUGAACUGGAGGGCUGCAACAGAAUGGGUCCAACUUUCGGUGCUAUGGCCGUCAGUGGUAUCAAGGCGGCGGAAGAAAUUUUGAGACACUUUGCGGCCUAG